Messenger RNA from Ichthyophthirius multifiliis, 735 nucleotides. RefSeq lists its product as hypothetical. Gene Ontology annotation, molecular function: structural constituent of ribosome. NCBI's taxonomy places the organism in Eukaryota, Ciliophora, Oligohymenophorea, Hymenostomatida. The transcript is spliced from 4 exons. The record is from RefSeq and is a predicted model, not a curated record. Gene Ontology annotation, cellular component: ribosome; cytosolic large ribosomal subunit. Gene Ontology annotation, biological process: cytoplasmic translation.
AUAAAAAAUUAAAAUAACAAAAAAUUAAAUAAAAAAAAAAUUCAGAUAUAUAAAAAUUUAAAAUGGGUAAAACAAAAUAUUCAAGAGAACCUGCAGUACCUACCAAAGCAGUAAAAGCUUCUGCAAAAGAUUUAAGAAUCCAUUUCAAGAACACUUAUGAAGUAGUUAAUGCGAUCAAAGGCAUGAACUUAAGUUUCGCUUAAAGAUAUCUUAAAGAUGUUUUGGAUCGUAAAAGAUGUGUUCCUUUUGUAAGAUUUACUGGAUGUAUCGGUAGAACUGCUUAAGCUAAGGAAUUCGGAAGAACUUAAGGAAGAUGGCCUGUUAAAUCCGUAAAAGUUAUUCUCGGAUUAUUAGAUAAUCUUUCUGCAAACGCAUCUGCAAAGAACCUAAACAGUUCCAAUUUGGUCUUAGCUCAUGGAUAAGUAAAUAAAGCUUAAAAGGGAAGAAGAAGAACUUAUAGAGCUCACGGAAGAAUCGGACCUUAUUUAAAUUCUGGAUGCCAUGUUGAAAUUUUCGCAGUAGAAAAAGCUGCAUAAGUUAAAAAAGAAGCCAAAAAAGAAGCAACUAAAAAAUUAACAAGAAAAUAAUAAUAAAAAACUAAACUUGCAAUUGGAAAUUGAUUAUAUUUGCUUUUUUUAUUAAACAAUAUAAAUUUUUAUGUGUUUUUUUAUUUUUUCUGUAAUUUUAUUUUUUAGAAAUAUAUUCUUAUUUAAACUUAGAUUAAAAACAAUCAGU